AUGCUUUCUCCCCUGCGCUCGCGGCUUGCGAAAGCCACUCCCCUCCUGGGCACAUGUCGCCAACUGCGAUUGGCCUCUUCAGCAAGAUACCCUCAGGCCGUCUCGCCUCUAGCCUUUGACCUCCAUUCGCCUGCAAACCCGAGCAAAGAUGAGAAGACCAACCCGAUCCUCUUUUUCCAUGGCCUAUUUGGGUCCAAGAAGAACAACAGGGCAAUCAGCAAAGCCCUGGCUCGAGACCUGAAGACUCACGUAUACACCGUGGAUUUGAGAAACCAUGGCGAAUCUCCCCACGAUCCCCGCCACGACUACGUUGCCAUGACCGAGGACGUGUUGGCCUUCAUUGACCAGCAUGGUCUCAAAGAACCUACUCUGAUAGGCCAUUCCAUGGGGGCCAAGACGGCCAUGUCGGUUGCCCUCCGCUCGCCAGAGACGGUGGCAAAGCUCGUCGCGGUUGACAACGCCCCCGUCGAUGUCGCGCUGAGCAGGACGUUUGCUUCCUACGUCCGGGGCAUGAAGAAGAUUGAAGAAGCCAAAGUCACUCACCGGUCCGAGGCCGACGCCAUCCUCAAAGACUACGAAGAGUCGCUCCCGAUCCGCCAGUUUCUGCUCGGAAACCUGUAUCGCUCCCCAGAAGACGGCAUCCAGAGGUUUCGCGUGCCCUUGGACAUCCUCGGUCGAUCACUCGACCACCUCGGAGACUUUCCCUACAAGAACCCAGGGGAGGCACGCUACACAAAGCCAGCCCUCUUUGUUCGAGGCACCCAGAGCAAAUACGUGCCGGACGACGUGCUGCCCGUCAUUGGCCAGUUUUUCCCGCGCUUUCAAUUGGCCGACAUCGAUGCCGGUCACUGGCUAAUAUCGGAGCAACCUGAAGCCUUCAGACAAGGUAAUUUAAACAAACACCAAGCAUACUUGUCUGGAUCUGCAGACGGGGAGGUCAGUCACUCACGUCGUCUCAAUACCUGUGCCGCUGUUGCAGCUGCUGGGCCCCCCCGCCCUCGCCCUCGCCCUCGCACCCGCCAUCAUCAAACCCGCCGCCACCAUCCCACCGUGGGCAUGUUGCCCCUAGUGCAGACGCACCCGCGCGUGGUGCCCGUCCCCGUCGACUUCGAAUCCUUUGGAGUACCCGCUGCCAGGCCCGGAGUCGACAGACGAGCCAUCGCGUCGCCCUACCAUCGCGGCACCUCUCACCCCUACGGCGCCCCAGGCAGCUCCGCUCCCGCCGGCCAAGGCUCGCGAGACCACGACUACCACCUACGCCGCAAGACGCCUCGGGGCACCAUCGACGCCGGCUACGAUGGCUCGCCGACGCAGCUGUCGCCCGGCCCGCCGCCGCUCAAGCAACUGAUCCUUCCGACACCUUCUGGCAUAUACCCCUACGUCCCUCCGAAUAACCUGCCCUUUCACGCCAAGUCUCGUCUCUCGAACGCCGAUCCGAUAAGCCUGGGCCAGGCUCCCGUGGCAUCGCCGUGGUCUCUCAGCUAUGGAGGUCCCAAUUUCGUUCUCUCCAGCGGCUCCUCCAUGGUCCCUCAGCCGGGUCCCUCAUGGCAGCCAUAUGGAUAUCCCAUGUUCAGCCAGGUCCCCGGCAUGUACCAGCCGCUUAUGAGGGCGGCAGAGUACAAUGUGCGAGCGUUUUGUCCACCCCCAGCCUCUGCGCCUGAGACCGCGGCGUUCAAUCAGUUUGGCUGGCAGCCCGGCGCCUCGCAGCAGAAUCUUGGCUAUUUUGAUACUUACGCCCAACUCCCAUAUAGACCAAUCCCGGACUUCAAGGCCAUUCCCGACGGUGCAUUCCCCUCACAACCGUUGGUUCAAGGGGGCUAUCUGGGUCAGAGCACAGUUGUAGAGGAUGUUUCCGCCGGCGAGCAAUAUGCUGUCCAAGCAAGUUUUACGGAAAAGGUCUACUCCAAGGCCCAGGAGCAUUACGUUGAACUGCUGGCCUACCUGCAAACUGCCAGGCGGCUUGAUCAGAUGAGCAGUGGCGGCAAUCCUAGCUCGAGAUUCAAAGUCCUGGUAUUUCCAAGACCCCCAAACCAUGUCGAGGCUAUCACGAAUUUAGCCGCUACGCUCUAUUGCCUCAACCGCCAAGAGGAAGCUGAGCAGCAUUGGUUGAGAGCCAUCAAGCUACGCCCUGACCAUCUAGAGGCCACGGAACAGCUCGUCGGUCUGCUGUACAAGAAGCGCAGCCGGGAGGCGAUUGACAUCAUUUGCUUCGUGCAACAAGCGCUGAAACUGACCGGAGGAAAUCCGACCCGGACGAGCUACCCUACCCCGAACGAUGACCAUCCUCUCAGCCAACAGCCAUCAAAAUCCGGUGCGCCCUUUGGCUAUCCUUAUGAAACCGCAUCCACGACGAGUAGCCAUAGCACCAGACGCUCCGACUUUGGGUCCAGCGGAUAUGCGCUUCCCAACAGUGAAAAUGGCAGGAUCCUGGCAUUGGUUCAUGCCAAGGGCACAAUAUUAUACGGCUUGAAGGAUGUGGAGAGGGCCUCGGAAGCAUUUGAAGAAGCUGUGCUGAUAAGUGUUGGGGAGCGCAUACGAAGCGUCCAAGACUUGGUUACCCGAAUCCAUGCUGUCCUCGCGCCGGCAGGAUCACACUCGAAUGGUGACCGGAGACCAGUCUCUCGGCGCCCCCUCUUGUUACCCCCUGAGAAGGCUCGCCAAACAGCCCAUCUUGUAUUUGCUGCGGGCGGCGGAGGCAGCGAACUGCCUGGGCUGGCAUCCGUUCCCGAAGGUGCCGCUAGGCGGGUCGCCGUGCAAACGACGAGCAACGCUCUGCUCUCCCUGGCCAAGAUCUUCCAGGACGCAAUGUCCGGCGGGAGCACUGUUCCCAGCCUGCUGAGGCAGCCCUCAGGGAUUGGUGACAUAUUGGCGUUGUACUAUCUAUCGCUAUCUCUCCAGGAGAGCCCCUCUACAGCAAACAAUAUCGGCAUCCUCCUCGCGGGCGUGCAGCAGACGGCACCAAGCAAUGUCAGUGCACCUGACAUGGUUCCUCCUCGUCCCAGUCUCCCCGGCGUCGUACCUGGCAGUGGCCUUGCUCUCGCCUUGGCGUACUAUAACUACGGUCUUCGUCUCGACCCGAGACAUGUUCACCUGCACACCAACCUCGGCAGCCUUCUAAAGGACGUCGGCCAGCUGGACCUCGCGAUCCAAAUGUACGAGCGAGCGGUGUCAUGCGACAGGACAUUUGAUAUCGCUCUGACCAAUCUGGCCAAUGCAGUCAAGGACAAGGGUCGCAUCAAGGAUGCCAUUGCCUAUUACAGGCGAGCGGUGGACUCGAAUCCCGACUUCGCCGAAGCCGUCUGCGGACUCUUGACGGCCCUCAACUCCGUCUGCGAUUGGCGUGGCAGAGGCGGAGCGCUACUUGAAUCGGGCAAAUAUGACCGAUGGCACGUUGACGAUGAGGGCACCCUGGUCGAUGUGCGGACGGCCAUGCAUGGCAGUGGCCUUACCCAGCGAGUGAUUGGGAUCAUACGUCAGCAGUUGGAUGAUGCAUCGCAAUGGGGCCGCAACAUACUGCAACAGCCGACCAUUCACGGUCUGGCACAGCAUCUCAGGGACUUCUGCCAGACUCCCGGGUUUGAUCUGGAGGAAGCAAUACGUGCUUGGGCUCGUCAACCGUGGGAAGGCUCACGCUUGGUUCGCCUUGUGGAACGGGCUACAAGGGUCAUCUCGUGGAAUUGGUAUCAUGACCGGCACGUCGCCCAAAGUGAGGCCACGCCCUCGCGUUACCUGCGACCUCAGCUGCCCUCAUCUCUCACCAUACCAUCAGCGCCAACUGUGCUUCCUUUCCAUACCUUCACGUACCCGCUGUCUGCCAAGGAUAUACGGUCCAUCUCCCAGCGCAAUGCAAUGCGAAUAUCGGCCUCGACGCUUCGGGCCCCUUGGCUGCCGCCCACGGUGUAUCCGCCACCACCUCCGCCAAGUCCCCAUCUGAACGUCGGAUACGUGUCGUCAGACUUUAACAACCACCCGCUAGCUCAUCUGAUGCAGUCCGUAUUUGGGUUCCACAAUCCUCAACGUGCCCGGGCUUUUUGCUAUGCCACCACGCCCAGUGACAAGUCUAUCCAUCGGCAGCAAAUCGAGAGAGAGGCGCCCGUGUUCCGUGAUGUUAGUUCCUGGCCAGCAGAGAAGCUGAUCGAGCAAAUCGUUCGCGACGAGAUUCACAUACUGGUCAAUCUCAAUGGCUACACUAGAGGUGCUCGCAACGAAAUAUUCGCUGCUCGCCCAGCCCCCAUCCAGAUGUCUUUCAUGGGAUUCGCCGGGACGCUUGGUGCAGAGUGGUGCGACUACAUCCUCGCCGACACGACGGCCAUCCCGCCGAGCACUCUGCGCCCUUGGAGGAACAACACCACCAUCGAAGACGUCUUUCAGGACAAGACCGAGGGGGAUGAGGGCCAGUGGAUGUACUCGGAAAACAUCAUAUUCUGUCGAGACACGUUCUUCUGCUGUGAUCACGCACAGUCGUGCGAUGCUAAUGAACGCGACAUGACGUGGGAGGACGAAGAGAAGCGUCGAUGGAAGAUGCGCAAGGAACUAUUUCCGACAAUCGCAGACGAUGUCAUCAUCUUGGCCAACUUUAAUCAACUGUACAAGGUAAAGACCAAUCUGCGACAAACGGCCGAAGCCUGGGCCGGGGCGGAGGUUGCUAGCCGGCUCGUCUUUACUGAUGUGGCGCCAAAGAACCAGCACAUUACCAGGGCUAGAGUGUGCGAUCUGUUCCUCGAUACUGCGGAGUGCAACGCGCACACCACCGCCGCCGAUGUCCUGUGGUCGAGCACUCCUCUCCUCACCUUGCCUCGGUAUUCGUACAAGAUGUGCUCUCGGAUGGCGGCGUCCAUCCUGCGAGGCGCGCUGCCCAAGUCGGCGGAGGGUCAGCAGGCAGCACGGGAACUGAUUGCGGAUGGCGAGACGGAAUACGAGGAUCAAGCUACAGAGCUAGCCGGGGGGCUAAGUUACGUGAUGACGAAUGAGGGAUACGGCCGGGGCACGGGACGGCUGGCGGAGAUACGGAAGCUGCUGUGGGACAGCAGAUGGGAGUGCGGACUGUUCAAUACACGGCGGUGGGUAAACGACCUAGAAAGGGCUUACGAGGAGGCAUGGCGGCGGUGGGUUGCGGGCAAGGGCGGUGACAUAUAUCUGUGA
This is a messenger RNA of Trichoderma citrinoviride, 5142 nucleotides long. RefSeq names its product glycosyltransferase family 41 protein. Gene Ontology annotation, biological process: protein O-linked glycosylation. The transcript has 11 exons. The record is from RefSeq and is a predicted model, not a curated record. NCBI's taxonomy places the organism in Eukaryota, Fungi, Ascomycota, Sordariomycetes, Hypocreales, Hypocreaceae. The coding region runs from base 1 to 5142 and encodes 1713 amino acids. Gene Ontology annotation, molecular function: protein binding; glycosyltransferase activity.